AUCGGACCAAGUCUGAAAAAGAUUGCGACUAGCUGGCGAAAGAUGUAUUCUCUCGAGAAGCAAGAAGAUCGUACACCCUCAUAUCCUGUCGUUGCCUCGACUUUUUUUCACGGAAAUUCGCAAUAAAAUGUCGCAUGCGGAAUGUAAGAAGUACGUCACGUGUCCCAUGUGUAAAGGCGCAGGCAAGUCUACCACACGUGUGGCAGAAGGAACGACCUUGUCCAUUCAACAUGAGACUGCAAAUUUAGCGCAAGUUGCGAAAACACCGAUUACCGAAACAGCACAUUCCGCUGCCUCGGGAGACUUGCGUUCCUCCGCGUUAUCCGAUAACAAGUAUCCGAAAGGCAUUAAUCCCGCGACCAGUCAUGGAGAUUACACGGCCGUACUGGAGGACGAUUACACGGCGGCGCCCGAGGAACUCGCGAACCCGCAUGAGACGCUGAAAUUCGCUCUGCAGGAUUUGAAGCAGGACCGAUGGCAGAGCAACGUGCCGGCUUUGAUCAAGCUGAUGCACAUCUCGAGGAUCCACCCGGAAUUGCUGGACUCCAACAUGCCUCGUAUAUACAGAACUUUGUGCAGUUUACUGAAGAACACAAGGCCGCACGUCGUCAAAACUGUCUGUCAAGUGGCGAUGGAGCUGUAUAAAACGGUCCAGUGCACGCAGAGGCCCGAAUUCGACGAACUCGCAUCCGCAUUAUUCUUGAAGAGCACCCACACGAACAAGGGAAUUCGAAACGACGCCCAACGCGCCUUAGAUUCCAUGAUAACUCACUUGUCCCCUGCGACUUGCAUUCGGAUAUUGGCUAGUGAACACGGCGCUGGCCACAAAAAUCCAUUGAUCAGAGCGACCGUAAGUCGACUGCUCUAUAAUAUCAUAAAUAUCAUUGGAGUGGAGUGCUUGUUGUCAAGCGCAAGUAUGAAGGAUACCCGCCGAAAGAUCUUCACCAUGACUUCUAAAUUCCUUCUUGACGGCAACAAUGAAACGAGGAACGACGCGAAAAAGACGCUGAAAGCGAUGAUGGGUCAUCAGGACUUUGACGCAUUAUUCUACCAAGACGUGGAUUGGAAGAUCAUCAGCGGCAUAGAGAAGCAAUUAGUAUUCUUAAAAUACAGCCAAACUCACAGCAUGUAACGUUACUCGCUGCUGUCCCAGCUGUCGUUUCAGCCAGUCGUUC
Harpegnathos saltator (Jerdon's jumping ant) is the source of this 1175-nucleotide messenger RNA. RefSeq lists its product as uncharacterized. Gene Ontology annotation, cellular component: basal cortex; mitotic spindle; kinetochore. The record is from RefSeq and is a predicted model, not a curated record. NCBI's taxonomy places the organism in Eukaryota, Metazoa, Arthropoda, Insecta, Hymenoptera, Formicidae. Bases 128 to 1132 code for a protein of 334 amino acids. The transcript is spliced from 7 exons. Gene Ontology annotation, molecular function: microtubule binding. Gene Ontology annotation, biological process: establishment of mitotic spindle localization; mitotic spindle assembly.